AUGAUCAUGUUCACCAACCUUAAUUCACCCAAGAUGAAAAUUUCAGCACUCAUGUAUGUUUUUCUCCUUCAGGUUGUCUCACUUGCUUCGGCAAAAGGAAACCAACACAGAAGUGAUAAGUAUCAUAAGGAUCGCUCAUUCAUCUUUGGUGGAAUGAGAUUUGGGGAGGGGUAUGAUCCGGAUUGGGCACCAGGAACUUCCCACCACCGAUAUACGUUUUGGCCUCUAUCUUGGCCAGUAUCUAAUGACGUAACACCGGGAUACGCUGGUUACUUGGAUGUACAAGACAAGUAUGGCGAUUCCAGCAAUCCAGACCGUAAGGGCGGGCCGAUGACGGUUUUAUUUCUUACUGCCGACUCCACCAACCUCGCCGUUGUCGCAGAUCAAUACACGACUGAACAAUUAUCGCUAUCUAUUGCUGCCAAUUGCACCUCAUUCGUAUCAGAAUCUUUUCUGUCCAAUGUAACGGAUAGUAUCAAAACUUAUGAAGGCAUUCCUCGACCAGAGAAUGUUUUACAGUACUAUCGAUCCAGCAGCAUUGCGCUUGCAUCGAGCGGGUACAUCAACAAUGCGACGUAUAGUGCGCCUGGUACUCCGGAUACUGAAGUUCCACAAUUAUUUGGACUGCAGUGCUUCAACCAAACCAUUGGUAACACUGCACCUCUAUCUAUAGAAAUGAAAGGAAUAGACGGAGUGAAGAUUGCUGGGGUCAUCUUGUCAGUACUGGUUGGUAUGGCAUUUAUGAUCUUGGGUACACUUUAUUGUUACCGUUCUUACCUCAAGAAGAAGGUUCAGAAAAAGCGGGAUAUGGUUCCCCUCUUUUAA
Molecule: messenger RNA, 825 nt
Organism: Psilocybe cubensis
Lineage: Eukaryota; Fungi; Basidiomycota; Agaricomycetes; Agaricales; Agrocybaceae
Exons: 2
Coding region: 1-825 (274 amino acids)
Source: RefSeq, a predicted model, not a curated record